AGAGAUUAAUUAAAGAAAACAGUGCAGGAGGAGGAGGAGCAAUGGAGGAUAUGGCGCCAGGUUUUAGGUUCUACCCAACUGAGGAAGAGUUGGUUUCGUUCUAUCUGCAAAACAAGCUUCAAGGAAGACAAGACCUUGAUCGGGUCAUACCAGUGCUCUACAUAUAUCACUACAACCCUUGGGAUCUCCCACAAUUCGCAGGAGAGCGGUGUCGCAGAGACCCUGAGCAAUGGUUUUUUUUUAUUCCUAGACAAGAGAAAGAGGCUCGUGGAGGAAGACCAAAUCGACUCACUACUUCUGGAUAUUGGAAAGCUAUUGGCUCUCCUGGUUAUGUUUACUCUUCUCGUAACCGAGUUAUUGGAAUGAAGAAAACCAUGGUUUUCUACAGAGGAAGAGCUCCCACAGGAAGAAAAACGGAAUGGAAGAUGAAUGAGUACAGGGCCAUUGAAGGAGAAGCAUCAUCAAGCAGUGCAAUUCCGAAGUUAAGACCAGAGUUUAGUUUGUGCAGAGUGUACAAAAAAUCAAAAAGUUUGCGUGCAUUUGAUAGACGACCAUCUCCAGAAGUGCCAGUGACAGGCCAAGAGGCAAUGGUUCACCAAGUUAUAGCUCACCAUGGCACUGAGGCAACAACAUCUCAUCAGAACCGUCCAACCAUGGUGAGAAUAGGCUCACCAGAGUCCUCCUCCGAUGAAGAUCAUCCUAAUCCUUCUAAAACUGUGAGAAGUGAUAACUUGGAUAUGGAUAUUGGCAAUGAGCCUUUGUGGGAUUGGGAACAUCUUAAUUGGUUUUAAAACAAACGGUCAAAAGGUAUCUAAAUUAUCCAAUAAAAUUGAGACCAUGAGCUAGUAGAUUUUUUUUUU
Camellia sinensis is the source of this 860-nucleotide messenger RNA. The record is from RefSeq and is a predicted model, not a curated record. NCBI's taxonomy places the organism in Eukaryota, Viridiplantae, Streptophyta, Magnoliopsida, Ericales, Theaceae.